Molecule: messenger RNA, 807 nt
Organism: Coniosporium apollinis CBS 100218
Lineage: Eukaryota; Fungi; Ascomycota; Dothideomycetes
Exons: 3
Coding region: 1-807 (268 amino acids)
Source: RefSeq, a predicted model, not a curated record
AUGGACGACGGGGCAACCGAAAAGCAGGAAUGGCGGCUUACAGGCCAGCCCGAAUCGACCAUUGACCGACAAUGGCGGCCUUCCACAAAGCGGCAAUCCACCGUCGCCCGCAACUUCUCCGCCGCCCUCGACGAGAUCUUCGACACCGACAACAGCGGCCUGCAGAGCGAGCUGAACGAGCGUAAGCAAGCCGUAGACGACCAAUCCGCCGAGCUGUCCGCCCUCGCAGCCCGCCUGCGUGAGACCGAAGACCGCCUCAAGGCCGCCGCACUAGAUGAACCCGCAAUCCCCCUUCGCAAGAACAGCCAGCGACGGACGCCUGUGAAGGGUGUUUUCGCUGAGCCGGAAGAAGCUGGAACCUCCCCUUCGGUGUCUGAUCAGGUGCCGCGAUCGGAGGAUGCCCCUAUACAGCCUACUGCUGGCAGCUCCUUGGCCUCCGACAUUCAGCAACCGCAAGAGAUACCUGUACGGCCCACGGCUGGUGAUGCCUCGGUCUCCCACCCCUCACAGACACAAGAGCAGGAGCGAAGGACUGCGGUACCGGAAACAGCAGACAGCUCCUCGGCUUCCAACGCUGCACCUCCACAGGACGAAGGGCGGGAGCAAGAGACUUCUCUACGGGCUGUAGCUCGCGACGGCUCGGGUUCCGACGCCUCACAGUCGCAGGACCGAGAACGGGAGCAGGAGCAAGGGCGGGAGCGAGAGCGGGAGCAACAGCAACAGCAACAGCAGGGACCGUCUGGACGCCCUGCGGCCGCUCGAUUGGAUACAGACCAGAUUACGUCGAGGAUGCCGGGUGCUUUCUAA